AUCACGUGAUAGGCAAAAUGGCGACAACACCUAAAGAGAGAUUUGACGCUGCAGUCAAAGUUAUUCAUGGAUUGCCAAAGGAGGGGCCCUUCCAGCCUUCAUAUGAAAUAAUGUUAGCAUUUUAUGGGUUGUAUAAACAGGCCACAGAGGGAACGUGUACAAAACCAAAGCCAUGGAGCUGGGACAUAGUAGCUAAGAAAAAAUGGGAUGCAUGGAACAAGCUUGGUAAUUUACCAAGUGAACAAGCCAUGGAUCUUUAUGUUGAAGAACUUAAGAAGAGUAUUGCCUUGUCCACAGACAAGUGGAACACAAUGGGUGACAAGGAUAAAAGGAUUGUUGAAGCCAUGCCACAAGAAAAGCCUGUUAGAGAUUUUAUGGAGACCAUUGGAACAUUUUAUGAAUUAAUAGAUGAGAGGUCGCCAUUUGAGGAUGAAAAGCGUUCCUAUGAUCUUGCUAAUGGUGAUACAAAUAGUAAUGUGAUACAGGAAGAUAUAAGAAAUGGAAAUGAAAAUUCAAUGAAUCACUCCAUGCUGGUUGAUCCUCUUCUGAAGAAUCUUGUCAAACAAGACAUCAAGAUGAAUGGAAUGCCGCGAGGUUUUCAAGACAAGGAAUUUGAUGAUGAAAAACCAACAGAAUCAGCUCUCUCUAUUUUAGAUUCUGAAAGAGAAAACUGGGACAGAAUUUCUAGUAUGAAAAAUGCUCAGGACCAAGAUAUUAAUGGAGGUAUGAAUGGCAUGCAUGACGACCAGGACGACCAAGAUGAAUCAGAAAUACACACACCAGAAAUCCAGACCCAAAACCACACCAGAAAAAACAGUGAAAUGCUUUAUGAUAAUAUAGAGCAUCCAGUUAAUGGUGAAACAGUGACAGAUGAUAAAGUGCCCUCUAGUGACAGACUUACAAGUGAGAGUGAAAGUGAAGAGGAGUUUUGUGACACAUCAGAUCAACCAUCACCGGAAGAGUUGUCAAGAAAGGCUUCUAAAGACCAACAGAUGUCAACACCAUUAAAAGGAAAUUUACAAAAUAAUAAACAGAAAUAUGUUCAUUUUAGUGCAAAUCCAUCAUUACGAACUGAUAUUGAAGUUGACCAACAGACACUGUCACCAGUUCCAAAUCGCUUACAUCGAGAUAAUUUGUCAAUGUCACAGAACUUUCCUUUUGGAUUAAAUUUUCAACAGAGGUCCCAGCAUGAUAGUUUAAUUGUUCAUGGACCAUCGGAAGAUUCAUUAAAUGUUACAGGGCUAAGUGAAAUUGGUAGUGAGAAUUCAAAUUCAUCUGCACAAUCAAAUAGUUUAACCAAGUCUGAAGUGUUAAUGGAAGAACAUUUGAGUUCAGAAAAUAUAAGGACUUGUGGUGGGGGUCAGAUUUCCCCACCGGGUGGAAGUUCUAGUGGAAAACUACCUAGUCAGGGAUCAUAUAGCUCACAGGGUUACAGACCAGUUGAAGGUUAUGGGUAUUAUGAUGGAUUUCCUAUGGAGGGAGGACAGGGAGGUGAAGGAGGAGGCGGUAGAGACCCUCAACAUCCACCACAGAUGUAUGGAUCAGUCAAUGAACAGAUUGCUAUUACAUUAAUGAGACUUCAGCAAGAUAUGCACACAGUAUUACAAAGGCUAGACAGUUUAGAGGCUGUCUCUAGGCAACAGAGAAAAACUGAUCAAAGAAAUUCAAUAUUUAUGUCCAGCUGGUGGCCUUUCCCCAACUUAACAGGGAAGACAUUUUUGUUUGUUGUUAUCUGGCCUAUGUUUGUAUACUGGUUAAUGUCAAGAAGGAGAAGAAGGAUAAAUUAAGAAUUGCAUAGUUUGAGAGAAUAUUGUCAGCUCAAAAAAUGGACCAGGAAGAAAGAACAAGAAAAGUGUACAUUGUCUACAUUACAAAAUUAUUUAUCACUUGUCAAGAUUGAGAAACUUUAUACCAUUUUGAUGAUGUUUAAUAUUUCUAAUAUUGACAAAUUUUCAGAUAAUUAUAUAAGUAGCUGUUAGAAGUCAAAUGAAAAAUUUUAUGAUUGAAUACUUUAAACCAAAUAUUUUCAGGGAAUUCUUUCGCAUUUGGUCCUUUCACAACCAAAUUUGCGUUGAUUUAUUUCUUGAUUGUCUAUCUUUGUUGAUGUAUUA
Mytilus californianus (California mussel) is the source of this 2111-nucleotide messenger RNA. Its product is annotated as acyl-CoA-binding domain-containing protein 5-B-like. Gene Ontology annotation, molecular function: fatty-acyl-CoA binding. The record is from RefSeq and is a predicted model, not a curated record. NCBI's taxonomy places the organism in Eukaryota, Metazoa, Mollusca, Bivalvia, Mytilida, Mytilidae. The transcript is spliced from 12 exons. Gene Ontology annotation, biological process: fatty acid metabolic process. The coding region runs from base 18 to 1787 and encodes 589 amino acids.